CCUCAGCUCCUUGCUCAAGGUUUCUCUACACCGCCCCCCCUCUCUAGCCCCACGUGGUCGCUGGAAGAAGAAGGACAUCGAGACUCAUCAAGGACUAAGAGAGAGAGCGACCGUUCCUUCCUCGUGGCAGAGAAGUGACAACAUCAGAAGGUUGCCAUUUAGUUACAAAGAGGACAAGGGUCGUCACGGCUUGGCCGCGUUACCUGCUCACUGCGUGCCCUGGGAAUCUCAUCCCGCUGAGUUCCAAUCCGACUCCGGGCAGCGGAGAGGGGGAGCGCUCGAGAAGGAGGAGGAGACGCGGCUGGUGGAGUGCGAUUUGACGCGGAGUUUCCUGGCUCUCUGUUGUUGUCGCCGUCGCUACGAAGAGACGCGCACGGGAACGGCGCUGAGAGAGAGACACACUAAAAAAUGACCAUCUCAUCGACUGUCUGAGCCCCUACUCAGAGAGUUCGCAAUCGGCACCAAGCCAUCAAGAAGCCACCAACCCAAACACAACCGCACCGUGGCUGACAUCUACCUCCAUCACCCCACCCAGCACCACGACCACCACCACCAACCACGACCACCACCAUCAACCACGACCAGAACUCCCGGCGAUGACCACCAAACCAGGCGGGGCCACGGCAGUCCUGGGCGACGCUCACGUGAAGCGCCCCAUGAACGCGUUCAUGGUUUGGUCGAAGGGCGAACGCCGCAAGUUGGCUCAGGACAACCCCAAGAUGCACAACUCGGAGAUCUCCAAGCGUCUCGGCGCCGAGUGGAAGCUCCUCACCGAGGCCGAGAAGAGGCCCUUCAUCGACGAGGCGAAGCGACUGCGUGCCCAGCACAUGAAGGAACACCCCGACUACAAGUACCGGCCGCGCCGCAAGCCCAAGUCCAUGCUGGCGCUCAAGAAGGACCGCUUCGCUUUCCCUUUCCCUUACUUCGCGGCCGACGCUGACCACGUGGCCAAGUUGCAUCACCAGCACCAGCAGCACCAGCAGCAUCAGCAGCAUCAUCAGCAGCACCAUCAGCAGCAGCAGCAGCAGGCGGCAGCGGCGGCGAUCCUUUGUCCGAGGUCGCCCUCCGGAGCGGACCACCCUCUGCAGCAGUGUCUGCAGGGCAUGGACGAUCACCACAAGAUUCGCGCGCUGCUGCCCCACUACUCACUGCUGCCCCGCGGCGUCGCGGACCUCUCCCCUGCGCCGCCUGGAUCCGGGGCAGCGGGAGGAGCAGCAGGAGGCGGUGGCGGUGGUGGAGCUGCAACUGCAACUGCUGCGGCCGCAGCAGCAGCAGCAGCGUUCGCCUACCAGCAUCACUUCGGACAUCACCAUCAUCAGCAGCAGCAGCAAGAGCAGCAGCAGCAGCAGCACCACGUGCUGGCGGGACAUGCCCACUCGCCUCACCACCACCCCCACCACCCUCACCACCCUCACCACCACGUCCCCGCUCCCCCCGGGUACCUCGUGCCUUACAGUUGGGCAGCAGCAGCAGCGAUGGCCGGGGGAGCGGCGAUGCAAAACAGCCCCCACCUCGCCUACCUCCUCUUCCCACCGGCGCCGCCGGCGAGCCUGGCUAAGCCCACCGCCAUCGAGCCUCUCCGGGCCUCCCCCUACCCGUGACGUGCCGGAGCGAUUCCACUCAGAUCGAUGGUGGAAUUGGACGACGAAAGGCAAGCCGUCCUCCUACUACGCCUCCCUCGUCACGGGCAACACGUGAAAGUCGCUUUGCAAUCGUUCUUUAAAGAAGAAACAUCACUGACACGGAUCUCCAUGCCCGCGUCGGACAUUACGAGACGCGCAGCCAGGGAUUGUAACCACGAUGGGUGCCGCGAUAAUCGCGACGACCGCGAUAAUCGCGACGACCACGAUAAUCGUGAUACAGCAGCGCGCGAUACGAUAUCCACGAUAAUCGUAUCGUCGUUCAGUCGUGCAGAAUAUCUCUGCGCGCCCUCGUGGUGACGGUGGUGACGGUGGUGGUGGUGGCGGCGGUCGCUUCUCGUCCUUGAAAGAAAAAUAAAUAAAUAUUAUUUAAUCCCCUGGCAAAAUAUUUAUGAAAUUACAAACUCGGCAAUUAAAGUUGUAAGUAAAUACGGGUUUACCCGUUUAAAUUAGUGCUUCGCAAAACGUUCUGAGAGUAAUUAAUGGCAUCGCAAUUAGAUGACGGCAUCAUUUCGGUAGUUAGUUUAAUCAUCUCGGUAUUUCUGGUGUAACUAGCUGCAUGUGAGGAUGUUGGUCCACUCUUGCCCAUUUGCCUGUGACUUGAUCCUUUUUUCAAUUAGGUGCACCGAGCCUGGCACCCCCGUUUUUACUUUAACAUCCCCUCCCUCCCUUUAUCGUCUCCCAUCCGUUUCCCUUCUACUACCCCACUAAACAAACACAACUCACAGAUUGUUCUGCCCCAUCCCGUAUCUGUCCCUCCACAUAAAAUAAGAAUCCAAGUUUCUUUUUCGAUUUAAAGCUUU
Molecule: messenger RNA, 2443 nt
Organism: Lethenteron reissneri (Far Eastern brook lamprey)
Lineage: Eukaryota; Metazoa; Chordata; Hyperoartia; Petromyzontiformes; Petromyzontidae
Product: transcription factor Sox-1-like
Biological process (GO): brain development; negative regulation of transcription by RNA polymerase II; positive regulation of transcription by RNA polymerase II
Cellular component (GO): nucleus
Molecular function (GO): DNA-binding transcription activator activity, RNA polymerase II-specific; RNA polymerase II cis-regulatory region sequence-specific DNA binding
Source: RefSeq, a predicted model, not a curated record